Molecule: messenger RNA, 2415 nt
Organism: Thunnus maccoyii (southern bluefin tuna)
Lineage: Eukaryota; Metazoa; Chordata; Actinopteri; Scombriformes; Scombridae
Gene: cdca5
Product: cell division cycle associated 5
Exons: 1
Coding region: 13-795 (260 amino acids)
Source: RefSeq, a predicted model, not a curated record
UGAAAAGUCGGUAUGAACGAAGGGACGCCUCAGAGCACAAUGGCGGAGUCUAAUAACCUUAACGGCUCGCAGCGAAGACGGUCACCGAGGUACAGUUCUUCUUCAACUGACAACAAAAUGGCGUUGACUGCCGUUGCCGUUAAACGUUCCAUCACCGUGAGGAAAAUAGCGCCUAGAAAAACGGUCGCGCCGUCGGAGCACAACAAGGAGAACACACCGAGGCGGUCGGAGCGCAACCAGCAGGAAAAGCUAAAGGUUUCCACCCCGGGUCCUGCCCCGGACCGUGGGCUCUCCUCGACGGGUAAGAAGAAGAGGAAGGCCGCGAUGCCCUCCCCGAUCCUCCCCUCAACCCCUCCGCCGCCGCCGCAGGCUCUCCCCCAGCAGCCGGCUGCAGAUACAGAGGACGCGGCGUGGGCGCAGAAAGUGCGUCGGUCUUACAGCAGGCUCAGCGACAAGUCCUUCAACAGCCCCGACUCAAGAGAGACCCUGUUCGGCUUCGAGAAGCUGCAGACCCCCGAGGUGGGCCGGAGAGUCCAGUUAACCAAGACAGCUCCGGAGGUGUCUGCCUCGCUGUCAGGUCUGAACUCAUUCAUGUCUUUGCUUGAGGGGGCGGAUGACUGCGGCGGCUCAGCUGUCCCCGAGGUGGACACUAACAUCCCCGGAGUGGCUGUGGUGAAGGAGAAGAGGAGGAGGAAGAAGGUGCAGCAGAUAAACACCACAGAGCUGGAAGAACUGGCUGCCAAGAUGAACGCAGAGUUUGAGGAGGCUGAGGAGUUUGAGCUGACCGUGGAGUAAAUAUUGAGACAGACUGAAAGACUCUCUUGUGGCUUAGGGAUGUGUCAGUAUCAAAAAUGUCAUGCUCAAUUAUCACAGUUAAAAUAUCACGAUGAACGGUAUUAUCAUGAUACUCAUCAAGAGUUUACUAUUAGUGAUAAAAUAUUAUCAUCAACAUUGCACCCAUUCAUAAUUUUACAAUAGAUACAUUUUUACAGAUGAAACUGAUCCAUUACUUUCUGGCAAGUGUUAUCAUUAUUUACAGAUAUUUGUAAACGCACACAGAUGAUAACAGUUAUACUGGACUCUGACAGGCCACUAGCGCUGACUGCCCCUCCGCAUCACUAACAAACAGCAGCAGAGCUGAAGCUGACAGACAGGAGCCCGGUUCUUUUUGCUGCGGUUAUUCUGCCUCUGAUUAACCAGUAGAAAGCUGCUAACGAAGCGCAGGAGAGCUGCUACGUGGUCACAAAGCCCUCUGAAAACCACGAUAAUGGAAAUCGUUGGCAGUAUUGAUACCGUGUAACCGAGGUAUAUUGCAAAAAUGGUGUACCAGCACAUCUCUACUUGUGGCAUGUUGUUUUUAUCACUGACAUGCUGAGAAAAAAGGCUUACUCUGGGAGGACAACACUUCAAAUGUGUGCUUCAUACUUAACACAUUCAAGUUUUUGUAUAUUUCCAGUUUUAUAUGUUUUGUAAAUUGUGAUUCUUAUGAAAUUUCACGUUUGGUUGUUCAUUUAAAUGCUCUUAAUGUGGUUGUUAAACUCAUUAUGUGAUGGUAUAAAGGCGUAGUAUAGUCACAUUGGUAUGUUUUAAUUUCUAAAUGACCAGUAGUUAGAUGAGUUAAAACUUAAAGCAUUUCUUUCUAUUUCUACAAAUUGGUGUUUACUAUAAUCAGAUGGCUUUUAUUUAGUCAUUAAAGUUUUGACUUUGAAUGACUAAACAGCCUUUUGCAAGUUUGUUUUUAAAUUGGCUGCAACCAUUUUUAUCUGACUUCACUUUAUAGUCAAAAACUGCUUGAUUGAGCUCAUAACACAGAAGGAAAAUAUGUGACAGUUAAAUACUGAUUGUAAAUAUGUGCAGAAGCUGUAGUUUUUUUUAUUGCUUGUAAGUUAUGAAGCAUUAUUUGCAGGGUUGGUACGAUCUGAGAGCAAAAAAGGGAUUUUUUUUUAUCCUUUCUGGACUGAAUUGCCAUUUUGUUUCACUCAAUUCUUGAUUAUAUUUGAAUUGAUAGAAAAAUCAAAGACGUGAGCAGCGAUUUUGACGUCUGGAAUCAGGCUACUACCCUUCAAUAAUGCGUUUACAUCCACAUUUAAGUGACAAAUGUUCAGAAUAAUAUUUCAAGAUGGCGCCUAUCGGUGUUCACGGACUGUCAUCUCACAUCUGUUGUUUCUUUACUGUUAAAAAAAAAUCAGUUAUUUGCAUGUCUGCAUAUAUGAAUAAAUAUUCAUGCGCUUUAUCAUUUCCAAGGGUCAAAGGUCAUGUCUUUACAUGUCUUGUUUUGUUCGACCACAACCCAAAGAAAACCAGAUUAUUCUCAUGUUUGACAAAGAAAAGCAUCACAUCUGACAAGCUCAAACCAGCUGAUAUAUUGGCAUUUUUGCUUAAAAAACUAAUAAAACUAUUAUUCAAUUAUCAAAA